Messenger RNA from Amoebophrya sp. A25, 4444 nucleotides. Lineage: Eukaryota; Dinophyceae; Syndiniales; Amoebophryaceae. The record is from the annotation of a GenBank genome assembly.
AGAUGCGCGACGUAAAUUUGAGGCGACCGCUGGCAUUGAUUUUUGAUACGUUUCAAAUACAACUGUUCUUGAAUGGGAUUUGAUUUCUGACCUUACGAACGACGACUGAUCAAUCGUUUUCGCUUCCAUAACCAACGCUUGUUUACUUAAUUUGUAUCACCAACGCUGUCCGAUAAUUAUUUUCGUGUCCCAAUAAAUUCACAAUUUAAAUUUUGCGAAAUUAAAAUGUUCUUCUCCCCGUCUUGACUUGCUUUUCCUCUGGUGCCAUUUUUCAUCCGCUAUCCCGCUCUAUUUUUCAUUUGUGGUGACGUGACGUGGGAAUUUACGCUGUAGGGAAGAGAAGAGCCGCAGGAAACCGAGGAUAUUAGCGACAAUGCGGCGCUCUCUCUUAGUAACCAGCGGGGCGACCGCCCUCGCCGCCGAAAAUUCCGGCAUCAAAAAAGUCAUUUCUCUCCUCAGCGACAUGAAGUCAAAAGUGGAAACUGAAAUUAAAGAUGGCGAUGUUGAGGCGGAGGAAUUUGAAAACUGGUAAAAGAGGACUAUAAAAGUUUUUGUAUUGCAUCCAUUGCUAUCAGAAUUCUGUUUUCUUUGUAGAAAUUUCGAAGUGUUUCAGCUGAAGAGCAGGUGCUUAGAACUCUCUGUUCGCCUCGUGGGCUUAUUCACCUUUCACUUCGCAGGUGCAUCAAGAGCAUAACGGAGGGUGAGGCGGACGUCAAAUAUGGUGGCGAGAAGGUUGAGGAAUUAAAAGCAACGGUGGAAAACGAAGCUGCGAAGGCCUCUGGGUUCGCAAACGAAGUAUCGACAUUAGCCCCUGAGAUUGCGAAGCUCCAGGCGAACCAAGCGGCCGCAAAAGAGGAGCGAAAGGAGGCACAUUCCACUUUCCAAAAAGAGGAAGCAGAAUUAGUGGAGGCAGACACGAUGCUGCAAAAAGCUUACUCCGUGCUCAAGCGAUCACUCUCGUUUUUUUAUGAGGAGACGUUGGCUCUCGUAAGUGUACUAGUAGUGAGGUCAUUUGUUAGUAGUGAGGUCAUUUGUCUAUAAUGACUAGGUUCGAGGAAUUGUAAUUGAGUGUUGGUUAACCUAGUGGUACUAACUUCCGACGGAUCGUAUCUGAUGAGACGCAGAAAAAGCAUUCAAAUCACUUCGUCACCUCUAUCUAAAUUUUCUAAAGAUUCUAAAUUUUUCCUUUACGGUAAAAGGUGUGAAGUCCUCAGUUGUCGUUGUUUUUAUUUUUUGCUUUGCUGCAUAACACUUCCCAUCCGUUCCUUUUUCAUACCUCGCAGAGCGGCGGUAGCAAUAGUAAGGCAGUCGAUGACGCCAAAAACGCUGUCACGGCUCUUGCGACGAUCAUCGAAUCCAUUGGUGCAGACGCCGACUCUCAAGCUAAAAUUAAGGCGUUCCUAGAGGAAUCAGACCCAAGCGAGCAGCUUAAUCUCCUGCAGCAACCGCAAGCUGCUACGAGCAACUACCAAUCGAAAUCCGGUGGUAUCCUUGAUGCCAUUCAGGGCAUGCAGGAGAAGAAUGCACAAGUGCUUGCCGAACUACGUACCUACAAACAUCCUUACAUGGAGGGUCAGUGUUUUUUAAAGAAGAAUUGUUUCAUGUUUCUGUUGUUUUGCGUAAGCUCCGUGUUCUCUCUUACAACUAGCAUGUCUCUAUGGACCAUAUGUCUCUAUGUACCGCUUAAGUAUGUACCAUAUGUAGCAUACCAGCUACCGCAUGUCUCUAUGUACCAAGGGACAAAAUUCGUGUACGGAAAUAUUACGGUUCUUCACCUAGAAAUUAGUACUUCCUAAUAUUUUCUCGUUUAAACGACUUUAAGGUGAUAAGGACUUGAAGGCUCGACACGAGUUUGAGUUGCUGAUGCAGGACCUGAAGAACCAGGAGGCGUCUAAGACCGAGCAACUAGAGGCAGCCAAGGAAAACGCAGCGAAGGCCGAAGCCGCAGGCAAGACCGCCGGUGGCGACUUAGCUUCGGCUGAGGACGUGCUCAAGUCGGAUUCCGAAGAGCUAGGAAACACCAAAGCAGAGUGCGAUACCAAGGCGAAGGCAUGGGCAGCGCGCAAGGAGGAGGCAACCAUGGAAGCAGGAGCCUUGUCGCAGGCUAUCGAGAUUCUCAGCGGAAAGUUCGGAGGCGAGAGCUUCUUGCAGGUUCAAAUUGGACUUUUUAGAAAUUUUAGACUCCAAUAGCUAACGCGAAAGAAAUUCUCAAAUUUAGAUGUGGCAGGUCCCUACUUGUGAGACACGGACGUAUACGUCAGAUCCUGAUCCACGCAAAUGUCGUAUACUUCCAAGAGCAAUUUUCAGAUAACAACAGGUCCACGCUUCCGUCUUGGAUCGUCGUGCUAAGGCCUCUCUGCUGCUCCGAAAGUUAGGCAACGAGUACAACCAGUUUUCCUUGAUCCAAGCGGCCAACAGCGCGCAAGCAGACCCCUUUGUGAAGGUCCGGGGUAUGAUCAAGGACAUGAUCACCAAGCUGGAGGAUGAAGCUGCCAAGGAGGCCUCGAAAGAAGCCAAAUGCAAAGCCGAUAAAGAGAAGGGUGAAAAGUUACGCCAUUACUUGGUUUCUGAGCACAAGCUAAUAAACUGUAAUUACAGUUCACUAGCUCUACUUAUAUACCAAUAUGCAGUUCCCUUUUUAACAAGUUAUAGUCUCUAUCAAAUUCAUGUGUUGCAGUGUGAGAAUACCACAUGAUACAUGUUUAGAGUAUGUCUGCUGGACCAGAAGUAGGUUUUUUCUGUGUCUCUUCUAAUGCCGGACCUGAAGCUGAAAAAGGGCGAUAAUGCAAAGAUCUCUUCUCGCGUCGAUGCUGCGGAGGCUAAAUUCGCAAAGCUCGGAACAGAAAUCAGCGAUUUGAACACUCAGCUCAACGAGCUUGCGGCAGAUGUCAAGGAGCGCACGGCCCUGCGAAACAAGGUAUUUGUUUACUUAGGAGAUUUUACUUUUGGCUAGUAAAUAGUGUUUCAUCGCAGUGAGGAGGAUGUUCGAGUGUUUCUUACUAUAAUUUGUUAUCUAUAAUAUGUAGUACAAGUGUCGUGAGAUUAACUAAAAACAGCAGCAUCUUCUUACUACAAGCAGCAGCAUGUCAGCUUUUCAUCAAACUUUUCUAUGACCCCCUACAACAGGAAAAGAGCGAGAACGAGGCUGUUAUCAAGGAUGCUGCUGAGUCGGUCGAAGCUUUGAACGGUGCAAUCACAGUUUUGCAGGACUUCUACGGAAAGGCAACGUCCUUCCUCCAGCAGCCGCAGUCGGAUGCCGCGAACACCAUCAUUUCUUAUGGAAACAGCACAAAGGUGUGCCAUUGGCAAGCCUAAGCCCGAUUUAGAUAUCUUAGAUUUAGAAAGAAUUUUUCUGCAGCAAGCAUUUUACGAAAAAAUUCAUACUUGUGCUUGUGGGUAGUUGGUUCGCCACGGCGAACUUGGAAGUGAAAUGUUGGUUCUAAAUUUCCGUUUUGCAGACCGCGCAGGAAGAUUUCGAGAAGCUGAAGCAGGAGACCGAGGCAGCCGAGAGCGACGCUGCUGACAAGUACGAGAAGUUCUCGCAGGAGGCUAAGGUCGCUCAGGCCACGAAGACUGCCAGCGUGAAGGGCAAGACGCAGGAAAAGGCAGGUGUGCAGGAGAGCAUCGGCAUGCUCUCCGAGGACCUGGCGGAGGCUGGCAAGGCCCUGCAAGCAGCGACGGACUUCCUAAAGGGCGUGAUGGAGUCGUGCGCAAACAAGGCCAUGAGCUACGAGGAGCGCAAGAAGCGACGCGAGGCCGAAGUCGCGGGCCUCAAGGACGCACUGGAGAUCCUGAGCUCCGAUGAGGAAAGCUUCUUGCAGGUCGCGAGCAAGAAGUUCCUCGCCAGGAAGUGAGUCUUGAAGGGAAGACUUGGUGCGGGCGGGGCGUUCAUUUUGGACAGAUUAUAAACGUUCUCUUGGACAAUUUAGAUUAUUUAGAUUUAGACUUUCAAUAUCGUAGGAAAAAAGACAGUGGUAUCGUUACGUCUUGUGUCGUCUAGUAUGUAGGCUGGCACAUAACAUUUGGUGAUUUAUUAGGCGUAGGACGUUUUAUUUCGUUUCGCUCUUCAUAGUUUUUUCCGGAUUGUAGUCGAGGCACAUGUACUUGAACUUUCUAUUUUUACUAGAGAUCACAGGCAAAGUCGAUUUCGUUACUAAAGAUCGCAGGCAAAAACUCAUUUCGUAUUACGAAAGGCAAUUAUUUUUCUGGCACAUUGCAACCGAGUAUAUGUUAUUUUGGGUCAUGGCGUACAAGCUUUUGAAUGUUUUGGGUUGAUUAUCUUGGAUUGAAAUUUGACGAAAUUCGUUUUCCGGAAAUGUUUUCCGGAAGAAAUGCAGCUGAGCUUCGAUUAGCCCAGCUGCAUCGAAAGGUUGAUGCUGAGAGCAUGGGAACACGCAGUGGACGUUGUUGUUUUUCGUCGUGGAUCAAAAGCCGAAGGCUCCAG